Acanthaster planci (crown-of-thorns starfish) is the source of this 5648-nucleotide messenger RNA. RefSeq lists its product as uncharacterized. Lineage: Eukaryota; Metazoa; Echinodermata; Asteroidea; Valvatida; Acanthasteridae. Gene Ontology annotation, molecular function: DNA-binding transcription activator activity, RNA polymerase II-specific; RNA polymerase II cis-regulatory region sequence-specific DNA binding. The record is from RefSeq and is a predicted model, not a curated record. Gene Ontology annotation, biological process: regulation of transcription by RNA polymerase II. Gene Ontology annotation, cellular component: nucleus.
UUCUCGGGUCUAGGGGUCAAUUCUUCAUUCGUAAAAAUGUAAACAGUUUGUCCAAGCAGUAGCACAGUACUUUUAUUAUACUAUACAUAGGCCUACUAUUUUAAAAAUAGCGCCUUAGCGGUGUGGGCCUACGUGACUCCGUGUACACGAUGCAGGCUCAUUCAUGGUGGAAGUUAUGCUGGUGUGUGGUCACAUCGGUCGUGAGCAGUAAGAAGGGCCGGGAGUUCACCGGGUCUGAAUUUUACGUUUUGGAUAACAUUGGAGUCGUUUGGAUGACUGCUGAGCACAAUGGAGAUACCACAUCAAUCUAGUGAGAGGACGUCCUCCUUGCCAAAAAUGGCACAUGCCAUCCCUGCCAUUUCUCAGUCGGAAAAGUACGCCCUGGCAUUUCAGCUGGUGAGACAGCUGAUUGAGGUACAACCAGUGAUGUUUGAGAAGAGAAUCGCAGUGCUGCGCAGCAUCAAGGAGGCCUGGCAGAAGAACAAAAUGGUUGUCAUAGUAACAGAUGAGGAAAGUGCUGCAAGUUGCAAAGCUGUUGGAGCAUGGCUUCCUCUCAACACUACCAUCAAGCAAGAAUCACACCAGCCUGAUGAAAUCCACAUGCUCAGAAUUGGUAGCGAGUUGGACAAAUGCAGGCUCUUUGAUAAGAUAGGAAAUUACAGAGCCUUAGUGAGGGUCAAGAAAAUCAACCCAUCAGAAAUUACAGGCCUUCAGUGUUCACCAGAGGAAGGGGCUAAAAUGAAUCCCUCAUCAUGGCAGGGGAAGGGUACUGCAGUUGAGGAAGGUCAUUUUCAGACUGGAAGUUUAUUUGAGGAUGACACAACUGAUGAAGGAGAUGUCACCCUGGACACCUGUCGGGACGAUAGGAAAAGAGGCGGUCACAGUGAUACUGAGGAAACCAUGGAAGGCACUGGUACCAGUAGAAUUUUAAGAUCCAGUAAAUCCAGACGCAGUGGUAGCAGUGAGCCAGCGACCUUUGAUUGCAGUAGGUGCAAGCGAGCUUUUCACUUUGGGGAGUUUUCCGCCGACCGGCCUUUCCAAUGCCCACACUGUCAGCAGAGGGCAAGCCGAACUCAGACGGAAAUUUGGACUCCCCCACCAACUCUGGGAAAUGCAGCUGAUUUGCCCAGCACUGUGGCCUUGACAAAGUCAGACAGGCCAUUUCCAUGUUCAAAGUGCCCCAAAAUAUUCCAGCAGAGGGACAAUUUGACAGAGCACAUCAGAAGCCACAACAGAGAUAAAUAUAGGCCUUGCCGUUGCUUCAUGUGUGGCAAAAAAUUUUUCACCCCCAGUACUCUGAAGUCACACAUCCAAAAGUUCCAUCGGAGAAAGCUCACCCCCAAAACCAGUGUUAUGUCUGCACAGCCCCUCAGACAUGUCAGGAAAAACUUGAUCUCAACCAAAAACACACCCAUGUCUGAAAUGGUCCAGAUGUCUGAAGCAGGUGUUGCAAAAGAGAGUGAAACAGACCAUCAUCACCCCUGCAGCUCAAAGACACCGGAGACAAUUCCACGUUCCAAGCAGUUUUUUCUUCAGAAAGAGCAUAAUGAUGCCAACAGUCCAGCUGGUCACUCCAAAUCGGAUGAGAGCCAGCACGCACCUGUAAUGAAAGACAUCCACAAAAAGUACAUGUACAAACGACUCCAUGUAAGCAAGACAAUCCAAACUGGCUUCCAGUGCAAGUUGUGUCGCCGAGUUCUGUGGACUUUUCAAAGUUUAAAGACCCAUCAUCAAGCAUGUCAUAAAUGCACCAUAUGCUCCAAGGUUGUGUCCAACAUCGGUAAACACAUGCACAGUCACAGUAACAAGAGACCUUUUCAUUGCCCUGAGUGUUCGAUGCGGUUCAAGCAGCCGGCAAACCUCAGAAGGCACUGGGUCACUGUCCAUCAUAAAAACUUGUUCAAAUGCCAUCACUGCGUCAGGGUCUUUCUACAUCUUGGUGCUUUGAGACAGCAUGAGAAGCAUUCCCAUCUGGGGAUGGAACAAAGAAGCAGCGAGGAGGACCCUUCAGAAGCAGCCGCAAUGAACGCUAGUCAUCGGUGUCCAUACUGCCCCAAGACCUUCACCCUGAAAAGGAGGCUGGUGGAUCACAUCGCCGCACACACCAAUAACAGAGUGUGGGUCUGUAAAUUCUGUGACAAGCCAUUUAGGUUCAGGGCCACGAUGAAAAAGCAUGAGAGAACUCAUAGUGAAUUUACAGCUUUAAACAGUUGUGCCGAGAGCAAUGUCUUCUCAACUAACACUGCAAAGGGAAAAUUCUCUGAAAAGUCACCACAACGAUUGGAUAAGGGAUUGGCUAUCAUGAAGUCACAUGUGCCAAGCCAUGGUUGUGUUGAUACCGGUACAGCUGCUCCAGUCUCCGUUGCUUCAUACGGAAGCCGUUCCUCUGGGACCGGACUGGAGCUUUGCUGUCGAGUCUGUGGAAUGUAUCUUUCCUCCCGUUUUCGUCUCGAGAAACACGAGAAGCUCCACACCACGAAGCAGUCCCUCUCCUGUCAUAUCUGCAGAACGCUGUAUUUUUCCAAUGGGCACGUGAUGUCAGAUCUUUGCAAACACAUGAGACCAAAAUUCGAGAGGCCCAGGAAGAAAGCCAGGACAGCGGAAAACAACUUCCUAGUAGCCUAGUGGAGCAUGAGAGAGUUCACUCAAGAGAUGAGAGACCAUUUUGAUGUAACAUUUGCUACGCUUUUUUCCCAACAAAAUCUGCCUGGUAGAGUCAUCAGACUGAUGAACAUACAUGUAGAUCACAUUCUGGAAACAGGACCACUGAAGUAACUUUUAGCCGAGGCCCGUAAAUGUAUGUUGCUGAAACGUUGAGCUCUCUUCAUGCAGUAGGUUUGAUUGAAAGCCUUUAGGAUAAUGUGCCUGAUACUACCCAUGUCAGGGAAUCUGCAUGCAUCAGCCAUAUCCUUGAAUUAUGCCAGACAAGUCCCAUGCUCUGCAUCAAGGUCUUAAACACAUCUAUGUAGCCAUAAUGACACCGAGCUUAAGGUCAGCCUUACCAAUACACAUCACCUUACGGGUGAAGAUGCCAGUCGCAUGCUGCAGCCAUAUUGCGGAACCAUCUGGCUCAAAUAUAUGCACCCUCUUAUCAAAGGGUUCACACAGUGCAUUUGUUCCUUUAAGUACAUGUACACUUUUGUGUCUUGCAUGCUCCUUCUUUCUUUCCUAUAUAUUUUGCUGGCCUCAUGCAACUCUGCUUGAUAGAGGGAUUUCACAUUAGGGCCGUCUGCGCAUAACCGACACAGUACAUGUACAUUUAGUGUCUGGUUCGUAAGUGUGAUGUCACUUCAGUUUAAACCGCGCCCAGUGCACAUGCCGAUGCACGACCAUCGCAGGCAUGUUGUUUCGCGGUAAAUCAUCGUUAUUUUUUUAUUUCACGUGUCAAGUCAUCCUGAAAGACUCUUCCACAAAUCUUUGCAGCCUGAAAAGUCUGAAUUCACCAUACAUGUACAUGUAUUUGACUUAACUCCGUGGUUUCAAUCAUCUGAUCUUAUUAAGAAUGGAAGCCGACACAUAGAUGUACAUGUACAGCCUCGUUUUCAAAUGUGGAAGUACGCAGAUCAAUGCGUAUUGGGAUCCCUCUAUUGAGUCGUGUAAGUGCAUGGCAAUCAACAAGCUAGUGUCAAAAUUAGGCACGUUUCUUUCAAACGCUGCUUUUAUUUUAAUCAGCUGAUUAAAUUGGAGUCAGCAAAUCUUGAAAAUGGACACACAGAAUGAUCAAUAUGCCUUGGCUUUGAUAUUUGAGUUCCGGAAAAACAAUGUAAAUUUUAAGUUGGAAACAAUUUCACAUUUUAAGCAUACCAGUAGGGUCGCAUCAAAAGAUUUUCAAACGCAAUUUGCUGAAAAUAACCCUUGUCCCAGUUUGUAUGUCAUGUAAUUGUACAUUUACAAUUCUUCCUUGUUUUGACAUAAUUGUACCACAUCGCCAUUGUUUUCAAUGAGAAAAUUUUGGUUUUCAUGAUUUUAAUUGAAAUAUCUGUAACAUGAAAUGUGUUUUCCCCUGAUUUGGUAUCACAGCGCCAGGAGAACUUUGUGUAUAAAUAUUCAUGAAUCAUGUUGAUCAAGAUAGAUAUAAAUAUUCAUGAAUUGUGUUGAUCAAGAUAGUUAUAAAUAUUCAUGAAUCAUGUUGAUCAAGAUAGAUAUAAAUAUUCAUGAAUCGUGUUGAUCAAGAUAGUUCCCACCAUGUGCUGUCCGUAAACAUCGUAUAGAUUUCAAGAACUGAUGACAUUUUCCUUGCUUCUUAAGCAUAUCUGAUGACUUCAAAAAAGUUAGCAUCCUAUUGUCGGGUUCAACAACAAUUUUCAUGUAUUGUAGCUACAUAUACUGUACAUGUAUAGUGUUAGUAUUUUUAUACAGUGUACAGAAUGGUAAUAUUUUUUAAUUAAAAAUUGUGAAUUUGCAAUAUUCUGACAUAGUUUAGGCACGACAACAAUCGUGUAUUUUUUUAAUAUUUCUUCUUUAAACUGACUCAUGCUUCAGGUUCAAGCAGAUGGCAUUAAAUCUCCUUCUGCUAAUCUUCGGAUGCCUUUGUUUUCACACCAAAGUUGCUUACUAUACAUGGUCAAAUAUGUGUCGAACUAAAGAGAUAUUCUGCAUUAUUUGUGUGAUUGCUUAGAUGUCAUCUGAUAACAUCAAAUGUUUUCAAUUUUAACCAGAAACUUAAAAGCCGGUUGGCAGUAAUUGUAUUAGUGUUGAAGCUGCUGAAACAUGCACACUGUGUGCAGACUAGAGCUGGGAAAAAGCUGAAGCAGAAGGAAAUGGUGGUCGUGUUUGCUGCCACCAAGUGUUUUUGCAGUCUUGUACAGUCCAUAAUCUAAACUACCUCACUGAGAUCUGUAUUCUACUUGUUGAGAUCCUAACAUUUGUUUUAAGAGGGCAGUACGGGAAAAAUGUUGAGUAUAUCUACAUUGUGAGAUAAUUCUGAGAUGGUGAUAUUCUGAAGUGGUUUACAAGCGGUUCACAAACAUUUCUUUACUGGGUUUGCCAAGCUAUUUAACAAGGAUAUUGUCCUAGUAUCUCGAUGGAUUAAUUUCAGAAUGUAGAUUACCUACUGCCAGGAGUCCAGAGAGCACAGUUAUUUCAGAAUAUUGGUCAUUUCAAGAUGAUCGUAAAUUUUUUCCAAAUUGCCAUUUUUGUAAGUAAUAAAUCCCAUUAUAGUCAUCCUUUCAUCAUUCUGAGGCAACAGGGAUCUCAGCAGUGUGUAAGAAUUUUAAAGAACAUUAGUUGUUCUAAAUUCUAAAACGAUGUAUCAUUAGGUCUUCCGUAUAAUUCCUCCGUACGUUUUUAAGCAGCGUACAUGAAAUUUGCCUGUAUUUUUUAUACUGGGUGAUAAGCAGGUUAUAGUUGUUUCAUGAUAGUACAUGAACUUCAUUUCUAAUUAGUUUUGCUAUUUUUUAAAGGGUCUUAGUACUUUUAAGGGUUUUGUGAUUAUGGCAGUUUACACCUUCUUGAGCACAAUGUUGAUAUUCUGGGUAAAAACUGCAAUAUUUUUAAUACAUAUGCUGUGCUCAGACAGUACUAGUAGAUUUUAAUAAUUAUAUCCCUAGAUGUUUUAUCUCAUCUUCCUCGUUGAUUUUCCGUUGUUUGAGUACAUGUUCAACCCUUGCUGUGAAAUGUUUUCAGUGGGUUUGCAAUUAAAACAAAAA